This is a messenger RNA of Cantharellus anzutake, 1917 nucleotides long. RefSeq names its product armadillo-type protein. Gene Ontology annotation, molecular function: RNA binding; protein binding. The transcript is spliced from 11 exons. Gene Ontology annotation, cellular component: nucleolus. The record is from RefSeq and is a predicted model, not a curated record. The coding region runs from base 1 to 1917 and encodes 638 amino acids. Gene Ontology annotation, biological process: ribosomal small subunit biogenesis. Lineage: Eukaryota; Fungi; Basidiomycota; Agaricomycetes; Cantharellales; Hydnaceae.
AUGACCCCUGCAUCAUCUUCUGACGAUAUUACGGACAAUGGUGGUGAAGUUGUCUCUGAGACUACAUCAUUAAAUGCGGAAAGUAACCAAGGAAUCAAUGGAACUGCGAGUCGUUAUGUUCCACCACAUCUGCGGAAUCGAGCUGAUGGGACAAAUACGUUGGCCUCCGCCGAGAUCCUCAAACUCAAGCGCCAGCUCAAGGGAUUGCUUAAUCGUGUGAGCGAACAAAAUAUGGAGACGGUUCUGGAUGAGAUUCUCGGCCUAUAUCGUAACAAUAGGCGUAAUGAUGUAACAACUACGAUCGCGGGUCUCAUUAUUGAAAGCAUAUCAUCGCACUCACAACUUCUUGAUUCUUUCGUCAUUUUACAUGCUACUCUCGUUGCGAGCCUACACAAACUUAUUGGUGUUGACUUUGCCGCUCACCUCGUUCAGGAGACAAUUACUCGUUUCGAGGACAAGUACACACUAGCCGCUUCAACGACCACCAAUAAUCUGGAGGAAGCCCCUGACGCAAGCAAAAACCUGGAUGCCCAUGCUGCGUCACUUUACUCAAAAGAGUCGACCAACCUCAUCGUACUGAUAUCGGAACUGUACAACUUUCAAGUGAUAUCCUGCACCAUAGUCUACGACAUCAUCCGUAUGCUCCUGGAAAGCGAGAAGCUCACUGAAGUCAGUGUGGAGCUCGUGCUCAAAAUGGCGAGAAAUUCCGGGGCCCAACUUCGGACUGAUGACCCCCUGGCUCUCAAAGACAUUACAGAAAUGGUACUCAAGAAAGUUGGAGACGGGCCAGAUGGGCUUCGCCAGCUUGGGCAAGUAAUUCACUCCAACUUCAGUCGCCUCAAAACCGGGAAGGGAAAACAAUCUCAUGUUCAAGCAAAUGUUCCCGGAGGUGAUUCCAUUCAGAGGCUACGGAAGUUCCUAUCUGGGCUUGCAAAGAGAAGACAUGUGGUCGCGCAUGAGCCAUUGAAUAUUUCACUGGCUGACCUUCACUCAUCUCACAAAAAGGGGAAGUGGUGGCUUGUAGGGGCUGCCUGGGCAGGCGAUCCCCUCGUCGAAGCUCAAGAGCGACACAGAGAGCAACACGCAGCCAAGACAACGUCUGUAGAAGCGAGUGAGGCGUCCGUCCUCCUCAAAGUGGCAAGGAAGCAGGGCAUGAACACCGAUAUACGACGCAGCAUAUUUGUGGUGCUCAUGAGCAGUGAAGACUACAUUGAUGCGUGUGACCGCAUUGGACAGUUGCCUCUCAAAGAUUCGCACCAGAGUGAGAUUAUUCGGGUCCUCCUACAGUGCCUCGGGAAUGAAAAAUCUUACAACCCCUACUAUACAAUGGUCGGUCAACAGCUGGCAUCGACUGCUCAUUCAUCGCAACGUUUUUCUAUCACAUUGCAAUUCUGUCUCUGGGACUUUCUUAGAAGCAUAGGCGAAGAGGAGGUUGGUGGAGCAGCUGUCCUCCAGAACUCCCGAGAGAGUGACAGUGGAGAGUCCAAAGCCGCUUCAUUGACUAAAAUCCAAAACAUUGCGUCCGCUUAUGCAUGGUGGACUUGUCGGGGAGUGGCGGAGCUGUCAAUGUUGAAAGCUGUGAAUUUCGUAAAGUUAAAGCCCCAAGGACAAGAGUUCUUCAAGACAUUUUUCAUACAAAUCUUCGUGGGGGCACAGGCCCGUGCCCCAGCAGCAUCAUACCUCUCCUCCACAUCCCCUCACAUCCCUGAUACCAACAAUAACUCAAUCAUCCUCAAAAACUUAUUUUUUGACAUUGCUGAAAAGAAUGCCUCUCUUGCUCGUGGACUUCAUUAUUAUCUUCGGCAGAAUCAUUUGGAGCGAGAAGUCAAGACUGCUGACUUCAAACGGUUGUUAGAGUGGUCGGUGGAUGUUGCGAAGCAGUGCUUGAAGGAUGGUUUGGAGACGUCCGCAUCAUGA